Scatophagus argus is the source of this 1287-nucleotide messenger RNA. Its product is annotated as myelin-oligodendrocyte glycoprotein-like. The coding region runs from base 162 to 665 and encodes 167 amino acids. The transcript has 5 exons. NCBI's taxonomy places the organism in Eukaryota, Metazoa, Chordata, Actinopteri, Scatophagidae. Gene Ontology annotation, cellular component: external side of plasma membrane. The record is from RefSeq and is a predicted model, not a curated record. Gene Ontology annotation, biological process: regulation of cytokine production; T cell receptor signaling pathway. Gene Ontology annotation, molecular function: signaling receptor binding.
CCUCGUGGCUUCUGUUUAAACCACCACAGAUGACCCUCUUCUCUUGUGAACAACUGGGAUUUCGACAGUUGACUCAGAGGACCUGCUGUGCAGUGAUGCCACACUGCCCCCUUGUGUGUGAAGUCUUCGUCCUGCUCGCUGCACUGGUUUGAGUGCGCAUCAUGAAGGGGAAAGUGGGACUUGUGGUUUUGCUGCUCACUCGAGCUGUCGUGGCCUCCUCACAAGACCCCAAGGUGGUUUGCCCUUCCAGGCCAGUCGAAGCAGCAGUCAGCGAGGCCGUGACCCUGCAGUGCCACCUCAACCCCCCACUGGAUGCGUCAAACAUGAGCGUGGAGUGGAGUCACGGACCCCGUAACCACACUGUACACCUGUAUCGAGACGGAAAAGACAGUCAUACGGCACGGGGGGAGGACUUUAAAGGACGGACGUCUCUGUUCCACCAGGGUCUGACCAAAGGAAACCUGUCCCUGAAACUGUCCUCAGUUCAGCUCUCUGACUCUGGAGGUUACAGAUGCUCCUUUAGCACCAACAGCCUGCAGGACAGCUGUGACGUUAGCCUCACUGUUGGUCACACAGUUGAGACAAGUGUCGUCAUUGGCAUCAGCGUUGUGAUUCUCGUCAUUAUCGUCAUUGUGUGGGGGGAGAUACGGAAUAAUCAGUGCUGACUGUCUGGAGCCAUGUCUGGUUCUAUGUGUUCACAUCUGUGAACAUCUGGAGUAAUUCUGAGCCGCAACAACAACAAUAAUCUUGAUGACUGUCCUUUGAAAUACUCAAAAAAAAUAAACGAUCAAACAAUAAGCUUGAUUAAUACUGACAUGUCUGACUAAAUUAAACUAAUUCAGUCUCAUAUAUAAGACUCGUGUUUUCAUUCAGUUAUUAGCCAUAAAGUUCAGGAAAACUUUCACACAAACAUACAAAGUGUUAAUUAAUCAAGUAUUAUAUUGAUGACCAAUCCAUUAAAAAAUUGUUUUGACUUCAGAGUUAAUUUUCUUAUCCUGUUUCACUGUGUUCUAUAAAAAAAAUCAGCGCACAUCAGGAAAGGUCAAGAUGCUCUGUUAUCAGUGAAUUUAACUUUUUAUGUUUUGGCAAAACAACAAAACAGCUUGAUUCAGAAAGAAAACCACAACAGUUUCCAGUCGCACUGAAAAACAAAAUAUGGGCCAACUAAUUCUCUCCAGCAUUUAUGGUUGAAAUUGAACAUGUUCAGUACUGAGAACUGUUGGCCUGUUUUGUGGCUGAAUGUCCUGCUUUUGUUUCUGAGAAGUAACCCACGCAGGCAGAACCGCU